Peronospora belbahrii is the source of this 264-nucleotide messenger RNA. The record is from the annotation of a GenBank genome assembly. NCBI's taxonomy places the organism in Eukaryota, Oomycota, Peronosporomycetes, Peronosporales, Peronosporaceae.
AUGUAUGGCAAUGGACAGAGGGAAAAGGAAGAGGAGGAAGAGGAAGAAGAGGAGGAAGAGGAAGAAGAGGAGGAAGAGGAGGAAGAGGAAGAAGAGGAGGAAGAGGAUGAGGAGGUUGGUUGGAAGAAAUGGAAUGGCAAAACGACUGGAGCUGCUGAAUCUUUUUUGAUGAGUCAAAAGGUAACGGACGAAAACAACUGCCUGUUUAAAUGCGGCAAAGACAUGCAUCUGCUUGCUUCAAGUAGGAAAAAAAACCUUUACUAG